Molecule: messenger RNA, 924 nt
Organism: Oncorhynchus masou masou (cherry salmon)
Lineage: Eukaryota; Metazoa; Chordata; Actinopteri; Salmoniformes; Salmonidae
Exons: 1
Coding region: 1-924 (307 amino acids)
Source: RefSeq, a predicted model, not a curated record
AUGCCACCCCUUCCGUACAAGCUCUACCCUGCCACCCCUACCGUACCACCUCUACCCUGCCACCCCUUCCGUACCACCUCUACUCUGCCACCCCUACCAUACCACCUCUACCCUUCCACCCCUACCACACCCACCCUACCACCCCUACCCUGCCAGCCCUACCGUACCACCUCUACUCUGCCACCCCAACCGUACCACCUCUACCCUGCCACCCCUGCCGUACCACCUCUACCCUGCCACCCCUACCGUACCACCUCUACCCUGCCACCCCUACCCUGCCCCCCCUACCGUACCACCCCUACCACCUCUACCCUGCCACCCCUACCACCCCUACCCUACCACCUCUACCCUUCCACCUCUACUGUACCACCUUUACCCUGCCACCCCCACCGUACCACCUCUACUCUGCCACCCCUACCGUACCACCCCUACCACCUCUACCCUGCCACCCCUACCACCCCUACCCUACCACCUCUACCCUUCCACCCCUACCACCUUUACCCUGCCACCCCCACCGUACCACCUCUACCCUUCCACCCCUACUGUACCACCUCUACCCUGCCACCCCUACCGUACCACCUCUACCCUGCCACCCCUACCCUGCCCCCCCUACUGUACCACCCCUACCACCUCUACCCUGCCACCCCUACCACCCCUACCCUACCACCUCUACCCUUCCACCUCUACUGUACCACCUUUACCCUGCCACCCCCACCGUACCACCUCUACUCUGCCACCCCUACCGUACCACCCCUACCACCUCUACCCUGCCACCCCUACCACCCCUACCCUACCACCUCUACCCUUCCACCCCUACCACCUUUACCCUGCCACCCCUACCGUACCACCUCUACCCUUCCACCCCUACCAAAACCACCUCUACCCUCUACCCGGUGUUCUCAACUAGCCUACCUGGUUAAAUAA